AUGGACUCUGAGGACGAACCCUUGAGGCGCCAGCAAACGCCAGAUUUUGACACCUCCCAAGCACCUGCUGUCGACACGCUACACGACUUGCAUCAGGCCGAAACAAAUCGCGGCAAGCGCCGCAUUGCCACUGUUUACGAUGCUGUCGCUGGCAGACUCUCACAUCACCACGACCUAAGCAAGGGCGGCGAAGGCGGCAGCAGACCUCCCUCCGUCGCCAAGCACUCUCUCCGCGAAGCAAAUUAUGGGCCAGACGAGGUGCUCUUCCGUCGCAAGGACGCCCCGGCGCGGUACGCCGAGCACGACAUCUACUACGCAAAUGAGAGGCAUCUCCCCCACGGCGGCCGCCACGGCGGCCGCCACGGCGUCCUGCCCGAGAGCGACCUGCUCAAGGCGGUCCACGGCUACGCUGGACGAUUCUACGGGCGCAUGCGGCGCGGUCGGGGCAGCGCGACGGCGCAGAUCCACAACGUCGACGAGGCCAGCAUGGACGAGACGGCGCUGCUGGCGUUUGGCAUCCUGCUCGAGGAGGCCGGCCGUGACGUCCUUGGCAAAAGGGGCGACAUGGUCUUUACAGAGGGCGUCGAGCCAGAGGGCACGGCGGCGUCGAUGCACCCCCCGAGGAACAAGCAAAUUCUCACGGGCACCGUCGGAUCACUGGACGGCAUCCCGCGCCCAUCGCAGGUGAAGAGGCGAUCCAAGAGACGUAGGGUCGGAAGCCCAAGACAGGCAGAGUCCUGA
Akanthomyces muscarius is the source of this 741-nucleotide messenger RNA. RefSeq lists its product as uncharacterized. Gene Ontology annotation, molecular function: RNA polymerase I cis-regulatory region sequence-specific DNA binding. The transcript is spliced from 2 exons. Gene Ontology annotation, cellular component: RNA polymerase I upstream activating factor complex. Bases 1 to 741 code for a protein of 246 amino acids. Gene Ontology annotation, biological process: nucleolar large rRNA transcription by RNA polymerase I. Lineage: Eukaryota; Fungi; Ascomycota; Sordariomycetes; Hypocreales; Cordycipitaceae. The record is from RefSeq and is a predicted model, not a curated record.